This is a messenger RNA of Australozyma saopauloensis, 2205 nucleotides long. RefSeq lists its product as uncharacterized. Bases 1 to 2205 code for a protein of 734 amino acids. Lineage: Eukaryota; Fungi; Ascomycota; Pichiomycetes; Serinales; Metschnikowiaceae. Gene Ontology annotation, biological process: Golgi organization. Gene Ontology annotation, molecular function: protein binding. The transcript has a single exon. Gene Ontology annotation, cellular component: Golgi apparatus. The record is from RefSeq and is a predicted model, not a curated record.
AUGUUUUCCUUCGCCAAAAAACUCGUAGACAAGCUCGAAGGCGUCAAUGGUCACGAGCCCGACACCUAUUUCCGCAACACCCUCUCUCGAAAUAAUGGAUAUGGCCUCAGGGUUCUUCACGUAGAACAAAACAGUACCGCCGCCAAUUUAGGUUUGGAGGCCUGGUUCGACUAUAUAGUGGGAUUCGCCGGUCACGACUUGCCCAUUCCUUCAAUUGGACAGCAUACGCAUUCGUAUCUGAUUAACGAUGAUGGCUCAUUCAUGUAUGGAGCUAUUCCAAUUGCAGAACAAGCUAGGAUGGUCGACUUUGACAUGAUAGCGCAUGAAUUGGACUCAAUUGCACGAAGCCCCAAUCCUCACGUAGAAUUUGAGGUUUGGAAUGCAAAGGGUGGUAUUCUCAGGACGGUUUCUGUUCCCUUGCAGUUGCUUUCCAGCCAAGAACAGCCGCAAAAACUGUCUGAGCAUCAGGCUUUGACCCUCCAUACGAGCUUUUCUCGGUUGGGGUUGACUGUGCAAUCGCAACAUUUGAAUUCUGCUACUUUUGUGUGGAAAGUGAUGAAUUCGCACCGUGACUCGCCUGCGUUCCGGGCUCUUCUCAUUCCCCACGCCGACUUCAUCAUUGGGUGUGAUUCUGCGUUCCCGACUGAUACACCUUCCACGGGGCUUCUUGCUAGUGGUGGUGAGAAUCUAUUGAGACUCACCAUUGCUAAAUACUACAAGGUGCAUCUGGAGACAUUGCAAGAGGACCGCAUUCCCAUUGUUCUCUACGUGUACAACCAUGACUACGACAUUGUGCGGCCUGUUACAGUACAUUUGACGAGCUCAUGGUGUCCAGAAGGUAAUAAAGGUAUUCUUGGGUGUGACAUUGGCUAUGGGCUAUUGCAUCGUUUGCCUGUAGUCAUUGGCAAGUUUGACUCCUCAAUGCACCGUUUAACGGAUGAUAUGUACCACAACUCGGAGGACGUAUCGUAUCAAGUGAAACAUCAGAUAAAUCAACCACAUAUUGUCCCUUCUAAUCCAAAUGUGGUCUCCCAGACAGUUAAUGAGACGCCAGGGCCAGAAGUUACUAACAAAGAACCAAUCUUCGAAACUUCAACUACGCAAAAUGAAUUGCUCUCCGAGGAUGUCAUCGCAAAUCAAUUCGUUGAAGAUACUACAGCCACAAGUGCACUUGAGACUGAAUUUCUCAUGGAGCAGUCUCUACACAAAAACGACCUGCAAACCCUCUCAAGUCAUGGACAAGACCCUCAUGCACUGAAAGAAACGCCAACAGCAGACUUGCCGUCGCAAAUAGAAGAGCCAUCUUCAAGCCAGUCGUCGCCUAUAGAUGCUCCUGUUGAAGAGGAACAAAACGAAGAUGACUUUUUCGCUAGUCUCGGUGAAGCUGAGAUUAAAGCUCCACUUACUGACUCGAAUCUUGCUACGAAAUUACCAACUACAGCAGAGCACAUGGAUGUUGUUGAAACAGCAAAUCAACCACAGGUCGCAGAAGAAUUUCAGGAAAUAUUACUAGACGAACCGGAGCAAAUGGCUUCUCAGGAACAAGAGGCUGAAAUUAAUAAAGACGCUGCAGAAGUAGAGCAUAAAGCAGAAGCUGCAGAUAUCAUUUUGGAUGACCCAAUUGACGAUUUCUUGGAUGAUUCAAUUGAACAAAUUCCUGAUACUCCAGACAGUUUGCCAAUGAAUAGUGACCAGAAACCCGAACACGCUGAUGCGGUACAACAUUCUCCAUACGAAGAGGUUAAUCUAGAGGAGGAUGACGAACCUGUUUCUCAAUCUUUCCGUGAGCAUCUCCAGAGAAAUAACAACGAGGCUAUCAGUCACUGGGUUCUGACCUCGAGCCAUGAGCUUACACCCGAUCCAUAUGAGGAACCGGCUACAAAGUCGUACAUACCACCUCCUCCUAAACCCAAUUUGCCAGUAUCUACUCCGCCACCUGCUGUUCUGCCGCUGAAUUCUAUUCAAACUACUGAGAGCGCUGUGCCUCCACCUCCAAAAAUUGCAACACCGUCUGGUGGCCCACCACCUGUGAGCGGGACUCCACAAAAAGGCGCAAGAAGAAAAAGACACGCGCCUUUGAGCAAUUUGAAUGCCUUGGCAGAUAUCAUGAACGAUGAACUCUCCAAAUCUCAAAAGAGUGAUUACAUGUUGGUUCCCAGUACACUCGAUCCCAAUUUGCCGCCACCACCUCGUCCUCGUCCAUAA